UAAACUCAUUAAUUUUUUUUUUCAAUUUUCCGCCAAAAAAUCAGUAAAGGCGGCAAAUCCCUCAAAAACCUCCUCCAAAAUAAGGUUUUUCUUUUUCCAUUGCAUCGAUCUCUUCUAGGAUUUCUCUAUUGCGGCUUUACAUUUCGUUACUCUCUGCUAAUCAAUUCCUUAUCUAUUCAGUUCACUGUCCUUGUUUGAGAAGUAGUGUUUGAGUUAGAAGAAUUUGUUGACGUUAGAGCUUUUGUUUGUUGCCACAGCAUACAAGGUACUUACCUAAUAAGUAUAUAAUGGAUAAAAGUUGGAUGCAUUACUAAGAGCGUAAUGGCACUAGUUUCUCAUAUGCAAAGUUCUAAGAAUGGACUUUCGCUUCUGGCUACAAUUUUCAGUAUGGUUACAAAGUCAACUACUUCAUAUGAGACAAGUCCUGCAAGUUUUAUGGAUGACAGCCGGUUGAUGGAAGAUUUACAAGGAAAGCAAAAGCAAAAAUCAGAGAUGCAAAAAGAACUGGAUCGCUUAAACGACAACUUGACUUUUGAGAAGCAAAAUUUAGAAGUGGCUGAUUGUGAUUGUGAUAUAUUCAGAUCUUUGUGCAAUGAAAAAAAUGCAGAGCUUCAGGUUGCUUUAACAGAGAAGCGAAACUUAGAAUUGCGAUUUUCAUAGUUGCUGGAUCCUCAGGGUUUGAAAAAAAAAAUCCAAAAGAGUUGGUUGAAGCAAAUAAUCAGGUCUUAGAAAAGUUUCAAGAAGAGUUGAAAGUUCGUUCUAUGUUGCGUACUGCAUAAGAGACAAAGAAGAGACUUUUGAGUGAAAAAGCAUCGCUUGAG
Messenger RNA from Capsicum annuum, 821 nucleotides. RefSeq names its product kinesin-like protein KIN-14I. NCBI's taxonomy places the organism in Eukaryota, Viridiplantae, Streptophyta, Magnoliopsida, Solanales, Solanaceae. The record is from RefSeq and is a predicted model, not a curated record. Bases 322 to 660 code for a protein of 112 amino acids. The transcript is spliced from 7 exons.